Messenger RNA from Diachasmimorpha longicaudata, 3733 nucleotides. RefSeq names its product alpha-2A adrenergic receptor-like. The record is from RefSeq and is a predicted model, not a curated record. The transcript has 7 exons. Gene Ontology annotation, cellular component: plasma membrane; dendrite. Gene Ontology annotation, biological process: G protein-coupled receptor signaling pathway, coupled to cyclic nucleotide second messenger; chemical synaptic transmission. The coding region runs from base 314 to 2545 and encodes 743 amino acids. Lineage: Eukaryota; Metazoa; Arthropoda; Insecta; Hymenoptera; Braconidae. Gene Ontology annotation, molecular function: neurotransmitter receptor activity; G protein-coupled serotonin receptor activity.
CAACUCAGUCUAGUGUUAACCGUCAUUCAUUGCGAAUGCCACCUCCGUCAGGAUCGCGAAUAAUGACGGCGCCUUCGGCGGGUUCGAUUCAAAUUUUUUGUGUGAUUGUCGGGGCCCCGACAGACCGGGAAUAAAUAAUAGUAAUUAUUGGCGAUUGGUUAAAUUGAUGGUUCAUUUUUUUAAAAUGAUUUAGUUGUUUCAAGGACACUGUGGGGGUCCAUGUGUGCGUGGAAAAUUGCGAGCCCUCGUGUGUGUAAAUUUUUUUUUUUUAUCGCCGGAGGAGAGAUCGAUGGGGUGGAUUAUUCGAUAAAUAAUGCAGUGGCUGUCAGUUACCAAGAACAUCUCGGGGAAUUUUUUUACACCUAGGAUGAUGCAUUUAAAUGUAACGAUAGAUCCUCAGUCACCAGAAAGAAGAAUAUAUGGGACACUCUCCACUGUAUCAUCCGUAACAUCUCUGCCCCCAACACUCGACAUGAUUCACCAGCGAAACGUCAAGUUAUUCUUCAGCGAUGACAAGGGAGUGAGUGUCAGUGAUAGGGUGGUAGACACAGUGACGAAAAUUGUUAUCAGUGAUGAGGGAAAUGGUGGAGAUAAUAUGACGAGUGAAAUAAUUUCCGAUCGUGAUGAUAUCAACAAUUGGUGGGCUAUGAUUGCUAUUGUGCUUGUCGUUGGUACUGCUGCUGGUAAUAUUCUGGUGUGCCUAGCUAUAACGUGGGAGAGAAGAUUGCAAAAUGUUACCAACUACUUUCUCAUGAGCCUCGCUAUCACUGAUCUCAUGGUGGCUAUUCUCGUGAUGCCACUUGGUAUUCUGACACUAGUGCGAGGUUAUUUUCCGCUGCCAGCGAUGUACUGCCUCGCCUGGAUCUGCCUGGAUGUACUCUUCUGCACAGCGAGUAUAAUGCACCUGUGUACUAUAAGUGUCGACAGGUACUUGAGUCUUCGUUAUCCCAUGAAAUUCGGAAGAAACAAAACGCGAAAACGUGUCACCCUGAAGAUCGUCUUCGUCUGGCUGCUCAGCAUCGCCAUGAGCCUUCCCCUGAGUCUCAUGUACUCGAAGGAUGACGCCUCUGUGCUGGUCGAUGGUGAUUGUCAAAUACCUGAUCCACUCUAUAAGCUAAUUGGUAGUAUCAUAUGCUUCUACAUCCCCCUCGGUGUUAUGUUACUGACCUACGCAUUAACAGUUCGUCUAUUGGCUGAACAGCACGAGAGCCUGAGUGGUGCAAGGCCAAAAGUUGCAGGUUUCGAUCGACAAAGUACCUGGCGACGGCUGUUGGGUAACAGAGAAAAUGGAACAAGUAGUGAAAUACCACAGCACACAUCUGCAGCAUCAACCGACACUGAGCCAACUACACUAGACACACACGAUCUUUGGUUACCAGAGAGUGAACCACCACCAUCAGCAAUGGCAGCGUUACGUGCAUUUGGAGCUGAAAUGCUGAAACUAUCUAGGGGUCUUGAAGGUGGUGCACCAUUUGGUAUUGGGCAUCAAUCGAUUGCUACAUCUAGAUCAAUCACACAGCAGCAGGAGUACGAACUAUCUACUCAGUUGCGUUCCAGCUUUAGAGUUGGAAGCGGUGGAAGUGCAGCCAGCAGUGAAGCAGGCUCAAAGGUUAGUCUAACAACAUUCCAGGAUGAAGCUAACCAACCAACAUCAUGGAGAUCACGGAGACGUGCAUACACUUACAACGAGGCAUAUCUUCAAAGAGUUAUGUUGGAUUCACCCAAGGAACUUCGGAAAAGGACCUUCAGUUUCGACUCAAGUGAGUUGCGAGCACCGCCCACAGUCUCAAAGAACGUAGCAAGAACCGAGAUUUAUCACGAGAAUUCCAAGAUCAGAGACAGAAGAGACAUCACACUUCCCACACGAUGUACAUGCCCUUAUUUUGGGGAAUCAUCGAAGAGGCCCCUCUCCCAGAGUGGAAAGGAAGUUGUGAUAAUCUCAGGUGAUAACUUCAAGUCAAUCAAUAAAAAUUCUGAUGUUGGCUAUCAUCGGAAUCCAAGAUGUGAGACUAGAAAUUUUGAAACAGCAAAUUCCGUUGUUACGUGGAGGACUGGCAGAAGGGGCUCGAUGAUUGGAAGCACAAGAGCUGUUCGAACGCCUUCACGACCCGGCGAACUUCGUCGUGCAGCAACACUGAGAGCUCAAACAACUUCAACAAUAUUAUCAAAGAGAGAUGCAUCGUCGCCGUGUUUAUUGAGAUAUACGAGCAGUGUACGAGCCCAUCAUUCACGUACAAGCAGUGUUAUAUCCAGAAAUAGUUCUAGACACGGUAGGAUCAUAAGACUCGAGCAGAAAGCAACAAAAGUACUCGGUGUUAUAUUUUUCACCUUCGUUGUACUUUGGUCACCAUUUUUUGUUCUAAAUCUCAUACCAGCUGUGUGUCCAGAUUGUGAAAAACAAAUUGACAAAAAGAUAUUUGAUCUUGUAACGUGGCUGGGUUACGCCAGUUCAAUGAUAAAUCCUAUUUUCUACACUAUUUUUAAUAAAGUCUUCAGACAGGCCUUCAAGAAGGUACUUAUGUGCCGAUAUAGAGAAUCAUCAUGACGAACAGCUAGGUAGGUGGGGUAUGGGCGACCCGUUGUUGUCGUCACUGAAGUAUGAACUUUUGCUCGUACCAACUGAUUUCUUCGGAAAUUGGUUUAGUUAAGAUGUACUAGAGUUGGUAGAAACGUGCAAACAGUCGUCGAACAACGGGAGAAAUGUGAGAGUCAGAGUGUGGUUGGGAGGGGGUGGGUUGAGAAGGGGUAAAACGAACGACAGGGAAAUGCGAUAGAUCAGAACAAAAAUCAGUAGCGAAGUGGUACAGAAAUAUGAAUUGACGUAUUUCAGAGUCGAGUUUUUGUGGAAUAUCUCCAGAUGUAAGAGAGAUAGAGAAGGUUUUGUUAUGACAUUUUUUGUAGUUCGAAAUUCCCUUCACAAAAAAGGUCAUAAUAAAAAUAUUUGCAUCUUCCCUAGAUUCCGAGAUAUUCAUCGAAAUUGGGUACUAGUCAGAAGUGAUCUGUCUCGUUUUAUUGCAGCGCUACGGAAAUGCGAAAUGUGAAUGGAGCACCGAAUUUCUGGAUAUAUUGAGCGAAGGAACAAUCUCUGUACAUUUAGCAAAACAACCUAUUUUUAGAGACUAUAUGAUAAUCUAGAUUAUUGUUACAGCAAUCACUUGACUCGUUGAUAACGAUUAUUUGUGACUAGCCUACUAGGGGAUAAACUGAAAAUUUCAAUUACUAGGGUCAUGUAUGUCGUGAUUAACGAUGAAAAUUUUUUAGUAUUGGUUAUAUUUUCAAGACUGGUGUUUGAUAUCUGAGGUACUAACCAAUUGCUGAGGAAUCAAGUAGAUGUAGCCCAUAGUCGCAACGCAUUAUAUUAAACACAUGAAGCACGAAUUAGGAAAUUAUGUGAUAAAUCUGCGAGAGAAGGCGAAAAAAAAUGUUGUUGUGCGGUACCAUAAUAGAUUACCAUGUAGAUUACCCUUGGAAAACCUAAGAGGAUCAAUGGAGAUGAAAAAUGUAGCAAUCGAAUCAUCAUUAGCUGGCCGUUGAUUGAUUGAAGUCUAACGAACUGCGUGUCAUUGCAUAAAUUGAAAAAAAAAAACUGGAAAUCGAAAUAAACAAGAAAUAAAAUUUUACACCUCGUGAUUACUGGCUCCUUCUCACCCUGUCCCGAGCAGAUUCAGUCGAUUUGUCCUCGAGAAAUGGGAACCACUAGGAUUCUAUCGUCCAUCAGUCCUCGCGUAUUCCC